Messenger RNA from Lineus longissimus, 5889 nucleotides. RefSeq lists its product as uncharacterized. The record is from RefSeq and is a predicted model, not a curated record. The transcript is spliced from 12 exons. NCBI's taxonomy places the organism in Eukaryota, Metazoa, Nemertea, Pilidiophora, Heteronemertea, Lineidae. Bases 411 to 1973 code for a protein of 520 amino acids.
UUCUCCGACAAUUUAUCUCCAUUAAUUACCAAAUUCUGAAGUAAUUUGUGGCCUUCCUUUGGCAAGAAGACUCUCCGACUAGUCAAAACCAACAGUUUUAUCUUGUGCAGCAGCCCAUGUUCCCGUAUUGAUCAGCAGCGCACGCAUAUUCAAGUAGCUAGCGGGGACGGAUCAAUAGCUAGCAUAGCCGGCCAUGUUGGGGAAUCUGUGCUAGCCAUAGCACGUCAUCUAUACUUGCCUUUGACAUUUCGUGCCGACAGUGCGGAUCUGUACACUCGCAGAUAUUCUUAUUCGAUCCGUUUCCUCAUUUGGAUGAAACUGAUAACAUGGAAAUGUGGUUUUUCAAAUAAGAUGACCAGUCCACGGGAAUGAUUUGACCCACAUCCACAGCCACCUUGAGCAAAACCAAAAUGGAUUUCACAGGGAAAUUUUUUCGACGCAAGUCUCAAGAUGAAGAGGCUAUAAAAGAGGUGGAGUCGGUCGAGAGCAAGCGAUCUUUGCGCUCCAGCAUUUCAGAGGGAACCUCGAGUUUUUUCGGUACUGUGCUUGCAAAGAAAAAUGGCCUUAUGAGUGAUAUCAGUUCCAAGUUUGAAACUUUGGGUAGAAGUGAGGAUAUGAAUAUGAGUCAGUCACGUGCACAGGAAAAACGGGAAAAAUUACGCGAUUCACAUCCGAAAAAUAUGAACAGUUUUCCAGCUAACCAUGUGAAUGGUGGGAAUACCAUGCAAGAUGGGGAAGUGAAGGUACAUAAUGCAAAUAUGAGUUUUGAUGAGCCAUUGUACCAGCGGCGUGGCUCUAAGGAAAGUAUUGCAGAGAAAAAAGACUCUAUGGAGAAAACGGAGCGUUACGAGGCUCAGCGAGCUGGGUCAGACAGUGGUGCAUCUUCUAUGACGGAGGAGCGUGCACCGGGUGAUCCACCAUUUCGGAUACGGCGCCAUUCCAUAGUCGAAGAUAUCGAAACAGAACCACCAUAUCGUAGAGAUUCCAUAAUUGACGACUUCGGCUUCAGCACGGAGGAAGAAAACGACAAAGUACCUGACCUUCCGACCGCUGAAGAAAUCCAGCCGAAACCGGAAACUUCAAAAACCGGGGAAAGAUCAGAAGUGAGGAGAAUUAUUCAUGCAAUGGGAGAUUUAAUAAGUUUUGAUGAUGACGCUUUUGAGCGGGGCAGUGUUAGCUCGCAGUCGGACUACGGUGCAAACCCGGUGUAUGAUCAGUCGCCGUCAGAAUGUUCUGAAAAAUCUUGGAAUUCUGCUUAUAGCUCUGAAUCUUUACUUGACGAAUUCUCCGCUGAAUGUAAGGAAUUCAUGGCACGAUUCGUCGAUGGAAUAUUUAAUCCUCGUGGCAAGGAUGGGUUAACAAUAUCGCAACAAGAGAAAGCAAAGUUUGGGGAAUAUACACAGCAUGGACCUGGGAGAUUAUGGUUUGCCCGGAUAGUCAACUCACAGAGAGUGAAUAACAAAAAGGUUGAUGAAGAGAUCUUCUACCAACUCGUACAAUACUUUGCCGUGGUUUUAUUUGAAUGUCACGAAGCCGAGGAUUUCUCGCCGGCCAAGACGCUGAUGAACAUGUGUUUCACUUUCUUCUAUGAAGAUGUCAGUUUCCGUGUUUUCAACGCUUCUGGCCAUGCAGGUGUUCGCUACAAGCAUUUCCUGUACAGUUACCUGAAGGACCAACCAAUAUGGCAGUCACUGCGAUUCUGGAAUGCUGCAUUCUUUGAUGCGGUACAGAGCGAACGCUCACACAAACCACUUUGCACAAGGAAAGACAACAGGGAGGCGAGAACAACUGACAAGGAGUUCCAGGAGAAUAUUACAUUUGGACAGUUAGGAACUUUCACGUGUAACAUGCGGGCGUUUGGUCUGCAGAAAGAUCUGUGCCUUGAGUUUCUAAGGAAACAGUCAACUAUAGCCAAUCUCAGAGAAGAACAGGUACACAUGCUGCGAGAGAAUGUCGAGAAAUGGAAAGAGUGAAUUUCUUGGCCAGCCCUUGUCUUACCAUGACAGAAAAGAAAGACCUCUAUAACCAAGACGUCAUUUGUCAUUCUAAGUGCAAAGCAAUUAUCACAAUCUGGUGACUGGCAAGCGACCAAACUAAACAUUCGUGUCUUGCGUAUAGAAAAAUCUGCUAUGAUUUUAAAAAGUAAUAAUAAUUUUAUCAUGAAAUUUGAGCCAUCCAUCUUUAAUAAAUAAAAAGGAAAAUUAUAACAAUAUCAGUAUUUGUUCAUACAAUGUUAGAUUCGAUAACAUUUUUGGACGAUCUAUGUCACAGUUUGAUUAACAUGAAUAAUGCACUUCAAAACCUGGAUAUGUGUACAUUUCACUCUUGGAUGUAUUGAUACUGAAGACGCCUUUAAUCUGUGGAGGACAGCAUUGUAUAUUUCAAAUUUAUCGGGACUUUUAGCAGGAGGUAAAUUUAUUGAAAAUGUAUCGGAUUGCAUAGUAAAUCCUUAGUGAUGAAGAAUGAAUAGUUGGAUGUUCUAUGUUUCUGUGUAUGUAUGUAUAUAAAAAAUAAACUCAUUAACUUAGCCCACUUCUGUCUAAAGUCACCUUCUUAAAAAACAGUUUUCGGCCUAAAUUCUUUUGGUCAUAGAAGAAGACAGCCUCAUCGGCUUAUAUCGCUACCUUAUCGAAAUAGUAUGCAAGGCAGCCCAGGCCUAUAGUUUGUUUGAAAUAUCCCAAAACAUAAAUGGUGUGUUAUUACACCUUAAACCCCCAUCUCCACAUUACACUAAUGGUGAAAAUAAACAAAACUGGAUGCUGCAACCACUUGUUGGUGUUGGUCAGCAAUCCACCUCAGAUCACCCAAAGUUCAAGGCUGCGUGAAUCCAUCAUUGCCAGGUGUUUUUACUGCUGAACUGUCAUGUUUCAGGAGGCCUCAAACACGGUAUACACUAACCAGGAAUUGAAAUGCCAAAUCAUUUGUACUUUUUGAAUAUUACAUAAUCUGCCAGUAAUUAUCUUCUGUUGCAUUUAUGUAUACAAAGUGUUUAUAAGUAGUGUUAAGUUUUUAUUUGAUAAUCUAAUGAUAGUAUUUUAAUGGGAGUAAAUGUUGUUAUCUGUGGGAAAACCAUCAUUUGAAUAUGCUAACCUUGUCAAAAUGGGCUCGCUUCAUCACUCCUUAAAAUAUCUCUAAAAAGGUCAACCAAGGGUUAUAUCAAAAAGUAUUGCCAUUGUCCUAAUGAAAUGAUUUUCAUCACACUUUAGAAAUACAUUUUGAUAAUACUCCAUAACUGUCUUUCAACUGAUGUUUUUUGGGGUGGCUAAGGUACCAUCAUGUUGGCAUUUAGGGCGGCAUGUCAUGCUGUACAACAGUUGGUUGUCCAAAGAAGUCUGUUUUAGGAUUUUCUUGCUGAGAAGAAAAUCGUAAAUUCUUUAGUUGUUAUCUCGUUAAGAAGGUUUUUUUGAAGUAAUGAGUUUUUGGUCUUACUUAGACCUCAUUAUAAGAAUAAAAAUUUUACUAAGAAAAUACAGAAGACCGCAGAUGGCAAAAUCCUGAAGUAAUGUCAGUGUUACACCACUCGUGCUCAUGUACAGUCUGUCAAUCGGUUUAUGAUUUCACUGAGCACCUUGCUGUUGAGCUGAGCUGACGUAAUAAUGACAUUGUUUUCCGUACAAAACCAAUAGUCAUUGGUGAUAACUAUUGAAAUAAUAAGUAGAGGGUGCACUGUGUUCACGAUUGUUCUUGUAUAUGGAUGUAUUGUUACUUGUAAUGUAGAGAUAUGUGUGUACAUGUAAAUGUAUUUGACGAUCAUUUCGUCUUGAAAGCUAUCAAAUUCAAUUACUCUUAGGAAGCAGACGAGCAAAGAACUUGUAUCAUUUGUAAAUACUUUGUGCAAUAAUUUAUUCAUCAAUAGCAUUUACGUUUGACUCAGAAUGUAAAUAAUAGUGUUAGUAAUUCAAUGGUUUAGCAUUUGGCGCGAUAGGGGAUUGUUAGGGACAGUGUCAAGAGUUUAUUGUGCACAACUCUCAAGUUAGAUAAUCUAAUUACUUGGAUAGGAUGUCUUCGUAAAGCCAAGUUUUCAAUGUAUCAUUGAGGCUGGAUCUAUUCUUUCUUCACCAAACAACCCAUAGUACAUGUAUGUCGGCCAUACAACACCCAGACAAAAAUAAAAUAAAUUUUUAAAACAGCAUUACUUGAGAGGAGAAUCUUCACUAAAGGAUAUGUGUGGGUCCACUGUUUUCGAUGCAAUGACAUGUUAUAUUCAUACUUAGGGUACUUUAAAUAAGGGAGCCCACACUUAGUGAUGUGAAACCACAUUUUACGACACACCUGUCACCAUGAUACUGGUUCCCAAUACAUGACUCGAGUCCACAUUUCAGGACAUGUGUUGGCAUUUUGUGAUGCGGGUCCUCAUUUCAUAAUACGAGUCCUCAUUUAAUAAUGUGAUAGUAGUCAUUAGUUUGAUGUAUAUGCAUUUGUAGAUGUGUUAUGGUAAUAUUUGUAAAAUGCCACAGUGGUAAUCAAAACCAAUAGUGUUUGAGGCAGUUACUGUGUUACGUGUGACGAAAGGAUUUUAUAAGUGAUGACAGAUGGUACAACCUAUAUCAUGGACUUUUGGCUAAGAAAAUGUCCGCCUCAGAACAUUUCCAUUUGUUUACUUUUCACUGAGACUUAUACGAGCGUUCUCACAGUUCGAAGUUAAAACUGCUCUUGGUCAGAAGGAACAUGAUUUGCAACAUCCAGGCAAAAUUGUAAUGUCUCAGUAGGUUUCCUCAGUUGGUGAAACUAUGAACAGGGAGAUAUCGAAUAUGCUCUAUCGAUUGGUGUAAAACUGCGUGAAGUUGAUAAAGAAAUAUCAAGGGAGAUAUUUAUUGAUUUCACUCUGUCAACUGGUGUAAAACUGUGUGAAGUCAAUAAGAUAAUGGGGAUAUCUAUAGUUUCACUCUGUAGAUUGGUGUAAAACUGUGAAGUUAUUAAGAUUAAGGGGUAUAUCAUACACGUUUGUCAAGAUAAGUCUUACCAGACACACCAGGCCUUUAAACUUGAUAUGGUAUAUUGCCAUCCAUUUAUAAUAAUGGUGCCAAGUUCACUAGUGAUAGUCCUGUUGUUAUAUCAAUAUAGUUAUCAAAUGAAUGUUGUGACUGUUGUUAUACACUCUACGAGGAAUAGAACUGUAGAUUAUUACUAUAACGCAUCAGGGUGAAGGCAUUCGAAUGAGUUAUGUCGGCAACAUUGAAACGAAAAUGGUUUUGGUUGUAUUUGGCCUUUUUAACUUGAUCUUUGGUGUAUUGACAUCCGUUUAUAACACUGUUCAUAGAGUGUAAAUAGCCAAUUAUAAUACAUGCAAUAUAUGGCACCCCAAGAGGCCUCUUCAAAAUUGCACCCGAUACCAGUAUUCACGAGGGCGACCUGUAUAUAGUGGUGCCGAGUUGGUAUUUGGCCUAUGAUGGAUGGCCUUAUUUUACGAUGACUAAAAAGUUUACCGAAACCUUACCAUUCAUUAAAUGAGUGAUUCGUGAAACCAUCAUCAUUUAUGCUCGCAGUUUGGCCAUAAUAUCCUUAAAAAAUCCACCACGGUGAAUGAGGUCGUCAUCGAGCUACUAUGUAUAACAGAAUAUACUGCCACAAGGAGUCUGGAGUCAUGACUGAAUUACUGAAAAUCUAUAAAGGCUGUGGCUGUCUGUGACUGUACAGAUACAUAAUGUAAACCCUCUUCAUCUGAAAUUUCUACGCUCGCCCCUGGGUUUUUAGAAACUAAUCUCACAGUCUCACAGUUUAGCUGCCAGCAUUUUUUUCAAACUUGGGAAAGCAUUUAUUGUUGAUUCAAGAUCCGAGAAGGUUUGAACAUUGUUCUGUCUGGACUUAAAUGCCUGUCACUAUAAGGUGAUGUGAUGCAUGUUGUUGAUGCGGUUAUGGUCUAGAUAUAUUGCAAUAAAGUAGACGAUG